AUGGAAUCUAAGCCUGGGACCUGCGGCGAGGGAUGCAUGGCCCCACAGAGACAGGGUCGCGAGCAGCCCCCCGGCGUCAUGGCGAGGACGCGCGGGGUAGCCGGAGGCGGAAGCCGAAGGAAGGCCUUACUCCUACAUGCGGGGCUCUGUAGGAGAGAACCAAAAACUUCCCUAGCUACUCGUGGGAAUUUAAUGGAUAAAAACACAAAUAUGAAGGAUGAUAGCGAUCAAGAAAGAAGCGAAAUCGGAACAAAUACCAUAGCAGGUGGCAAAGUGGUACAAGAUGAAGGUAGCAAGGACAACAACGAGGACAAACCGAUAGAUAAAGGGGAACCGGCUGAGAACAGAUAUGAAACGCGUGGCAUGGUUACUGAACCAAGCGGCGAAAUGAAGAUAGAUAGACUAUCAACAACUCAGGAUAGUCCGGAAAAAUGGCUGACAAACCUGACUGCUUUGGGUGAUAUCGAGUUAUCGGAGAGUGAAGUGUUUGGUAGAAGAGGGUCGAUACCAAGGAGCCCACCCUGCAGGAUGACUCAGAACGAAUGGGACACAAGCUCACUCCAAAAGUUGGCAGAUGACCCGGAGAAUGAACCACCCACUAGUACCAAGACUGAAGGGAAUACAAGAUCAAAGAAAAGACCCAGAAUGGAGGUGAAGUCACCCGAUAACGAGAACGAUAACGAGAACGAAUGGGUUUUCGUGAGCGAAAGGAAGGAAGUAAGGGAAAGAUCAAACUCCCUACCAACAAUUACCAAAACCGGGGAGGACCAGGGCGAACCUGACGAACACGUGAAGACCCUCUACCGGCUGAUCGAAAAAGUUGAAGAACUAAAGAAGAUAAUUAGUGAAAACACGAACACGAAAAGGGAGGUCAAGACCAUCAGCAAACAGCUCUCGAGGAUGUCAGAGACUCUUAAAGUACAAAUGACAACGUACACACCCAUAAAGAAACCGCAAACCUGCGAGAUGGGAACACAGACCGUAGAGGUAGAGGCCCAAAAAACGGACACGGCAACACAGGUCGGAGGGGAUAGAAAGGUGACCAAGGAAGAGGUCGACGAGGAAGGAAUUAAGGGGACAUGGGAGAGCACUAAAGAGCUGUGCGGGCAAGAAUGGGAUAGGGGAGCCUACGCGACAAAGAUCUAUAGAGGUAAUCCCGCCUCCCUGCCAGGAGAUGCGGAUACGAUAGUUCUCUUCGAUCCAGAAGAUAAAGCGGAUGGAAUGAAGAUCACAGAUGUACAGAUCAUCCGCGAGGUAAUCCAGAUGCAGAAAAUCGGAAAAGGGGCGGUAGCUAAGCUACAGAACAAGAGGGAACUUACGAUAGAUGGACAGGUUUUAACCAAAACGCAAGGAAGGGCAGUAUACUUGGCGGGGAUUAGCCGUCACGAGGAGGACGAUUACUCCCUUUUUAAGGAACUACGAAAGAGACUACAGGAGGAUGGAAGCGAAAGGGCUGUAAUUAUUGCGGACCCAAAGAUGCUUAACUUAAGAUUUCGCAAACUAGUGGAGUGUGCCCUCAGGGGGGCAAUAAAAGAGAUAGCUUUGUACGACAUGGGUUCCCAGUUGGCGGAGGAGGGAGAGAAGUGGACGGCUAUACUUAAAAGUAGGAAAAAAGUGCCGGCGAUUGUGAUAUCAAAUAAAAAUAAAUCGUAUGAGGAUAUUCUCAGGGACCUGAAAUCCAAGAUUGCUGGGGACAGGGUGCCCGAAGGAAUCAGAGCGAUAAAGAGGUCGAGAGCAGGGGACCUCAUCGUCCAGCUCGAGGACGAAGCGAGUACCAGGGCACUAAAGGAAGAGAUUGGGGGUAGCAUGGAAGGGGCAGAUGUUAAGAUAAUGAAGGGCAAUAAAACAUUAAUACACAUCUACGACCUAGAUGCAGUGACAACGGAUACCGAGGUGAUCACCGCAAUAGAGGGUUAUACGGGAAAGGACACAGCAGAGGUUAAAUCUCUAAGGCCUAUGGAGGGUGGCAGACAGGUGGCCACAGUGGAGGUCGAGGAGGAGGCGGCACUUAAUUUGCUGAACCAGCAGUCCAUUAAAUAGGACUCACGCGCUUUAGGAUUAAGGAACGGGUGGACAUCAAUAGAUGCUACACGUGCGGCAGCAUAAAUCACAUCGCCAAGGACUGUAAAGAGGCACCUAUAGGGGACAAAUGCAGGAAAUGUGGGGGGAGUGGACAUAAGGCCGCUGAAUGCACGUCUGGAAAAGUGUACUGCUGGACUUGUAAGUCUGACGACCAUCGAAAUGCCAGCUUUAAGUGCCCGGUGUUCAAGAACGCCGUAAAGCGGGGUGAGAGAAGGGGACGCCCGUGACUGUGUGAUAUUUUAACACUUAGCUGUGAUAACCGACUGUGAUAUUCGACUGUGAUAAUUAACUGUGAUAAGUAAAUAUUAUUAAAACUUUAGUGAUUUAUUUUCUUUUUUUUCAAAAAUGGUGCUUAAGGUGCUACAAAUUAAUACCGACCGGAGAAAGAACGCCCAUGACAUGGCUAAUAACAUGGCAACAAUAAAUAGCACGGACAUAAUUCUGAUCCAGGAACCAAAUCUAGGCCAGACCACAAAGGACCUAAAAUGGAUUAUCGAUAAGGAUAAGGUGGUAGCAACCAGAAUAGUAAACAGGACGUGUGGCGUUAAAUCACACCACUGCGGACGAGGUUUUAUCAUGCUGGAUUUUGGAACAUGGACCAUGUACAACUGCUACAUUUCUCCAAACGUAAAUUUAGAUACGUAUACAUCGUUCAUUGACAGAAUAAUGGAACACAUUAGGGACGGGGAUAAGGAAGUAGUGGUAGCAGGAGACUUUAACUCGAAGUCUCCUCUCUGGGGGUCACAAACCCGGGACUCUCGAGGAGAAUAUCUAGAGGAGUGGUUACAGUCACUGGAACUGACAAUGAUUAACGAUGGUAGAGUACCCACUUUCGCUCGGAGACACCAGACGUCCUUUUUGGACUUGACUUUUUGCUCCAGGAAACUUGUGCCGAAGGUAACGGAAUGGGAGGUCCACCCAGAUAAAGAGUCGCUUAGUUUGCACCGGUAUAUAACCUUCAACGUAACCGAUGGAACAAAUAAGAAGAGAAGCGGGGUACAGGGAGGAUUUUUCUUGGACAAGGAAGCGCUGAGAGAUUCACUGAGAACAGUAGUCACGGAGGACAUGGACGUGGAUGAUAUCACGUUAGCUAUGAAAGAAGCACAAAAGGCCUAUUGUAGAACUAGAACAACAAAUCGGAAACAGCCCUUCUGGUGGAAUGAAGAGGUUCAAAGGUACAGAGAUGAAUGUGUACACUUCAGAAGGAGGCUGACAAGGGAACGGGCAAGGAGGGUUCGAAACGACGUAAUGGGUGUUCUCGAAUCAGAGUAUAAAGUAACCAGGAAAAAUCUUAGGAACAGUAUAAAAAAAUCAAAAAAAACCUCAUGGAUGGAGCUAUGCGAUGAACUGGACAACGACCCCUGGGGAACCGGCUACCGGAUUGUAACAAAUAAGUUCAAGCACCUUCUCGAACCAUACGAGCUACCAGAUGAACAAAAAAUUAAAAAAACCAAGGAACUUUUUCCGAGAACGAGGGAUGCUCCGAUCCCUGGAAAAAUCCGAUGUCCGAAACCACCACCUUUUAGUGCCGAUGAACUGAGAAACGCCGUGAAAAAAUUAAAGACCAAAAAAGCCCCAGGGCCUGACGGCAUUCUGGCAGAAACCAUAAAGAUAACGGCUGAAGAGUUCCCGUCGAAAAUACUGAACAUGAUGAACGGCAUACUGGAGACCCAGGAACUUCCUACCAGGUGGAAAAAAGCAAAGGUAGUGCUGAUCCCCAAGGGUGACAUGGGUGCCGAGAUUAAGAAGUACAGGCCUAUAUGUCUAAUCGACUGCAUGGUCAAGCUUUUAGAACACCUGAUUAAGGUAAGACUAUCCGAUGAAUUAGCAGCGAGGGAUGCCCUAUCUGACAGGCAGUUUGGGUUCCGCGAAGGAAGAUCCACGGUCCAGGCAAUCGAAUACGUCGUCAAGGAGGCAACAGACCUGAGAUGGACGUGGGGGGCAGUAAUAUUCAUUGAUAUAAAGAACGCCUUCAACACGGCUAAAUGGAGUAGGAUCAUGGAUACAUUAAGGGAAAUAGGAGUGAGUGAAUAUAUUCAGAACAUCGUUGGAAAUUACUUCAAGGAAAGAGCCCUAAUGGUCGGGAAAGAGACUCUGGAUAUGUGUCAGGGGGUUCCACAGGGAUCAGUUCUUGGACCAAUACUGUGGAACGUAGUGUACAAUGGUGUACUGAACCUGGUCCUACCGGAGGGAUGUACGACGGCGGCUUUCGCUGACGACUUUGCGGCAAUAAUACGGGCAGAUACAAAACAGGACCUAAUUGAGAAUGCCGAGGACGCUGUAAAUAUCAUAUGUCGAUGGAUUGAGAGUCAGGGCCUAGAAAUAGCACCCGAAAAGACCGAAGCAAUAGUUCUGAAGGGACCCAGAAAGCGAGA
Messenger RNA from Psylliodes chrysocephalus, 4457 nucleotides. The record is from the annotation of a GenBank genome assembly. NCBI's taxonomy places the organism in Eukaryota, Metazoa, Arthropoda, Insecta, Coleoptera, Chrysomelidae.